GAAACUGUAGAGACGCAAACUACAUAUUCAAGCUCUUCUGUAGAACAAUAUUAUUCUUGUGUUAGUUCGGAUGAAUCCGAAAACGACGUAGCAACCGAACCAUGUUAUAUCGAGACAUUGGAGCCCUGCGAAUUUCCAAGACAAACAGCCCAAUACGAGAAGAAGCAUUCCGCAUAACCAAUGCUCUUAAGACUUCGAGCGCAUUGGAUAAAGAAAAAUCAACUCAAUCGUCUACCGUAAGCCGUUUGCGCGCAAUUCCGCAUCCUUUAGAAUCGCCUGGAGCCGACUAUACCCCAUCCACGACAGGCGACCGUCAAGAUUAUGUUUGCGUAGAAGUCGAGCCAGCCAAGGUAGUCUCAAAUGAUGUGGAAACACAUUCCUAUGAAAUAAUAAAAGAUAGAUGCACUCCAUCUUCUGAAGAUCUAUGCGUAUGCCCAAAAGCAACAGAUAUUUGCCCUAAACAUGGCCCAGUUGAAAAAAUUUUGAAACUAGAAGACUUAUGCACAUGUCCAAAGCCAACUGAUAUUUGUCCUACACAUGGCCCCGUUGACAAAAUUUUGAAAUUUGUAGAUAUAUGCAUAUGUGCAAAAUCAACAGAUGUUUGCCCUGUACAUGGUCUCGUGGAGAAAGUUUUGAAAUUGGAGUUGGAAGAAGAUUAUUGUCUAUGUGAAACUUUGUCAUCAAUCAAGCAAAAAACAUCUGAAAUGACAGCAGCAAGUGAGCAAGCAUUGGCGGCAAUGGAGGGAACAGCUACUUCAGCCAUAGAAACAAGUAAGCAACCAACAGCGGAGGAGGAGCAAGCAGCGUCUGCCGCAACAACAAGCAAGCUAUCGUCUAGUGCUAUGGAGGAGAUGUGUCAAACGACAUCAAGCAAACCAUUAUUAGAUCGAAUUGAUGAAGCAACGUCGACCAUAAAGCAAUCAUUAAUUGACGAAGCAACGUCGACUGUGAAGCAGUCAUUAGCGGGUGAGGAAGAAGGCAGCAUGGCGGAUAAGAAAUCGUUUGACCCUUGCGCAAGUUAUCAAGAAUAUGCCCUUUAUGAGUUGCCCAUGGAACUUACUGAAAAUCAGCCUCCCGUAUGGGGACAGAAAAUAACGGUCAUAGAUGGAGAAUAUUAUCAUGGCUGCUGUUACGAUGAUGUUUCUGAGUCUGAGGACAUAUUUCCAGACUGUGGCUGCGACGGUGAUUCUGAAACGGAAAAAGAUAAAGAAGAAAAAUCUGAGAAAAGCAUCGUAGAAGAGGGUAUAGGCGACGGAAUCGAUAAAGUGGAAUAUGAAGAAUUCGUUCCAGAACAAAGAAGCAGUCCAACCGAAGCAAUAUUAGAGUCGGCUUAUGAGGAUUUCGUGCCAAUGCUUAUGAGUACCGGAAAUGAGCUGCUAUCGGAAGGAUUAGAAUUAGAAGGAGAAACGGAAGACCGAGGUAUGAAAGCUCAAGGUGAUCUGGUGUAUGGAGAGAUCUCUUCAGAAAUACCUCCUCCUUCAGAAAUACCAUUUAAAGACAUUCGAAAAAUUUUAAAUUGUACCUGCGCACCCGGUGAAUGCACGUGCAUGGAUGGUAGCGGCGCAGGUGAUGGACGUUAUGUACUCGAAGAAUACCCCUCCGAGUUUGAAUACGGAGUGGAGUGUGAGGAUUACGAUGAAGAAUGCGAAUUAUUGAAAGAAAUGAUGGACGAACGUCGCAAAAAGAAAAAGGGGAGGAAGGAAAAAUGCGAUUGUUGUCAUUGCCGUUCCAUUCGUGAUGGCUUAGAUCCAUCAAAAUGCAUGGGGCAAGAACCAUCAGAAUCACCACCAGAACCACCGCCAGGACCACCACCAGCACCAGGUCAGAAAGAAAUAGCGCUGCCAUCACCACAAACCCAUGAUGAUGACGAAUUGAAAUUCUUUGUUGAUUCGCUUAUAGUAGAUUUGGACUCUAUGGAGCAUGCGCGUCGUAAACGUCAAGCAGAAAUGGACUUGUGCAUGCCUAGGCCGACAUUAUGUUCACGUGAAAGUUUCCCUGUAACGAUUACCGAUAUCACUGAUUUGGGUACUACUUCACUUUAUGUGAAGUGGAACAUCCAUGAUAGCACAGGCGUGGCAGGUUACGAGAUUUACGUGGAUGGUUACCUAACAAAUCGUUAUUACAAUUGUAAGCAUGAGGCGGCAGUCAUUACCAAUGUAGACGUCACUAUACCUCAUAAGGUGGCUUUGGUAGCCCAACCAUCCAAUGAAGAUGAAGUUAUUAAUAUGUUAUGCAAGCAAGAGCAACAAACUCAAAGCAAAUGCAAAUCGCUGCCUUGGAAAUCUGACAAUAAAAGCAAAGGCAAGACACCACCACCCCCUUUAGGUCUGUGGGUCCCUAGUAUUUACAUGUAUGAUCCAGCUGAUUGCACAAUGUCGCCACCAGUCAUAAUCGAAAACAUAUAAGAGUGCAUGCAAUUUUGAUGCAAAUGGCAAGAAGUUAAUAUUAGAAAAGAAAUUUGAAGUGAAAUGACAAACCUUUCUACACAUAUCUAUUCAUAUAAGCAUAUGUGAGUGUUGAGAUUGCUUAGGUAAUGCUAGUCAAAUUAAUUCAUUAUAAAAUUCAAAAAAAUCCAUAUAAUGAUAUUGAAAUUUUUAAUAAUAUAUAUAUAUAUAUAUAUAAUAUAUAUACCUAUAAAAAUUCAUGUUAUAUAGAAUUAGAGCAGUAGUAGUAUUUAAUUACAUUUAAGAUUUAUAUACAAAUAUAUAUACAUAUCUACGUAUAUAUAUAUAUAUAGAGAGAGAGAGAUAUGUAUAUAUAUUACGUAUAUGUACAUUUAUACAUACACAUACUUAUGCUCCUUUUGUCACAAAAAUUUUCCUGCACUUAUUUGUACUUUGUAUUUUCGAUUAUUUUUGAAAAAUACUUUCAUAUGGUUUUUCUUUUGUUAAACUCGAAUACCUUCUAUGCAAAAAAU
Glossina fuscipes is the source of this 2917-nucleotide messenger RNA. RefSeq lists its product as uncharacterized. Lineage: Eukaryota; Metazoa; Arthropoda; Insecta; Diptera; Glossinidae. The transcript has 6 exons. The coding region runs from base 102 to 2405 and encodes 767 amino acids. The record is from RefSeq and is a predicted model, not a curated record.